Parastagonospora nodorum SN15 is the source of this 2019-nucleotide messenger RNA. RefSeq lists its product as hypothetical. NCBI's taxonomy places the organism in Eukaryota, Fungi, Ascomycota, Dothideomycetes, Pleosporales, Phaeosphaeriaceae. Bases 1 to 2019 code for a protein of 672 amino acids. The record is from RefSeq and is a predicted model, not a curated record. Gene Ontology annotation, biological process: phosphatidylinositol dephosphorylation. The transcript is spliced from 4 exons. Gene Ontology annotation, cellular component: endoplasmic reticulum. Gene Ontology annotation, molecular function: phosphatidylinositol-4-phosphate phosphatase activity.
AUGAGCACCGCCCUCCCUUUCCGCGACAUCAAUGUCCACUCGUCGCCCUCGCACUAUGCCUUCUCGUCGCCAUCCUCGCCCUCUGCGCCGACGCUGGUAAUCGACCGCCCGUCAGGUGACAUUCGCCUUCACGAUGGCAAGCUGCUGGGCUCCAAGCGCGUGUCGAGCAUUGCAGGCAUUCUCGGCAUCAUCAAGCUGCGACUAGGGCGGGAAGCUGAUGCGUGCAAAGACAAGUACAUAAUCGUCAUCACCAAGGCCCAGCCCAUGGGCAGGAUAAAGGGUCACAUGAUCUACAAGGUCAUCACCACCGAGUUCCUGCCACUCCGCGAACGCCCACUGCACGACCCCGACGAGGACAACUACCUUGGCCUGCUCAAGAGCCUCAUCAAGACGUCGCCGCUGUUCUUCUCCUACUCCUUCGACAUCACCAACAGCUUCCAGCGCCAAGCACACUCCGACCCCUCGACCCCACUGUGGAAGCGCGCCGACGACCGCUUCUUCUGGAACCGCUUCGUGCAGAGCGACCUGAUCGACUUCCGUGGGGGACUCAGCACUGGCUACGGCAGGCACUCGAGCGGCCAGCAGCCCGAUGUGGACCCUUACAUCCUGCCCGUCAUGUACGGCAUGUUGGAGAUCAAGAACACGUCCAUCAAGGGCACUGCGCUGACCUUCAUCCUCAUCACCCGCCGGUCGCGACUCAAGGCUGGGACGAGAUACUUUUCGCGCGGCAUCGACGACAACGGAAAUGUCUCCAACUUCAACGAGACGGAACAGACCAUCAUACUCAACGACAACGCAUCUGGCGGCCCGGGCGGGUUCGGCUCCAACCAGAAUGGCGCAGCGGGCGGCAAUGCAGGCAAGGAGACGCAGGUGCUUGCCUACGUCCAGACCAGGGGAAGUGUGCCCGUAUACUGGACCGAGAUCAACACACUGAAAUACACCCCAACGCUUCAGGUGCGCGGUGUCGAGAACGCCGUGCCAGCUGCGAAGAAGCAUUUCGCAGAGCAAAUACGGCUAUACGGCGACAACUGGCUCGUCAACCUCGUCAACCAGAAAGGCCGUGAGCAGCGCGUCAAGGAGGCAUACGAGGAGAUGGUCGAGUACCUGCACACUUCGCCCGUCGAGAACACCGAAGGCGAUAAGAUCACCGACGAGAAGUUCCACGUCAUCGAGCCCAGCAAUGCUCAAACGGCAUACGACCGCAUACACUACGUCUACUUUGAUUUCCACAACGAAACAAAGGGCCUGCAAUGGCAUCGCGCAAAACUCCUCAUGGACCAGCUCGCGCCCCAUGUUCUGAAGCACGGCUAUUUCCGUGGUGUCGAUAUGCCUGGUGAUGCAGGUCGCGUCGAGGUCCGUGGGCACCAAACUGCCGUGGUACGAACGAAUUGCAUGGACUGUCUUGACCGAACGAACGUGGUGCAAAGCAUGAUUGGUCGCUUCAUCCUGUCGCGCAUGCUCAUUGACCUUGGAUUGAUGCGCGAAGGCGAGUCUGCGGAAGAAGACAAGCAAUUCGAGUUUUUGUUCCGCAAUGUAUGGGCCGACAACGCGGAUGUGGUAUCGAAAUCGUACUCUGGCACCGGUGCGCUCAAGACGGACUUCACACGGUUGGGCGUCAGGACCAAGGCGGGAGCGUUGCAAGAUCUCAACAACUCCAUCACGCGGUACUGCCUCAACAACUUCAGCGACGGACCGCGACAAGAUGCUUUCGAUCUCUUCCUAGGCACGUACCUGCCCAGCGACUCGGCGAUUGGAGGGCAACUACUCUUCGCCGACCGAAGACCCAUCUUCAUCCCAAUCGGUCCCCCCUGUCUCAACUUCAUCUGGAGCAACGGGACUCUCUACGUCAACUGGCCCAAACUCAACCGCCUCCCCUCGCAGAUCGAAGCUUACCAAGAGAAAUUGUCCAAAGUGUCGCAGAACCCUGUUGUCGGUGGCUUGGUGGGUACGAAACAUGAGCGUGGCAAGAGCGAUGCGAGAUUACUAGGGUUGGAGGAGGGCAAGAAGAGGAUCGAGUAG